CAGGGGGGCUUCCAGUGCUCCGUCUGCAGCAAACGCUUCCCGCUGCAGCGCAUGCUGAACCGCCAUCGCAAGAGCCACAGUCCCGUCAAGAGGCACCUGUGCCGCUACUGCAGCAAAGGCUUCAACGACACCUUCGACCUCAAGAGGCACCUGAGGACGCACACAGGCAUCCGUCCGUACCGCUGCUGCCUCUGCCAGAAGGGCUUCACCCAGCGCUGCUCCCUGGAGUCUCACCUGAAGAAAAUCCACCGCAUCCCCCAGACCUACGGCUACCGGGAACGCCGGGAAAAGCUCUUUGUGUGCGAGCAGUGCGGCUUCACUUGCGGCACCAGUGACGAGUACUAUGGGCAUGCGGGCCAGGGCCACUCCGCCGGGCCCUACCUGGGGGGCGGCUUCCCUGAGCCCUGA
Messenger RNA from Notechis scutatus (mainland tiger snake), 408 nucleotides. RefSeq names its product ovo like zinc finger 3 (gene OVOL3). Gene Ontology annotation, biological process: epidermal cell differentiation; regulation of transcription by RNA polymerase II. Lineage: Eukaryota; Metazoa; Chordata; Lepidosauria; Squamata; Elapidae. Gene Ontology annotation, molecular function: DNA-binding transcription factor activity, RNA polymerase II-specific; RNA polymerase II cis-regulatory region sequence-specific DNA binding. Gene Ontology annotation, cellular component: nucleus. The record is from RefSeq and is a predicted model, not a curated record.